Molecule: messenger RNA, 743 nt
Organism: Tachysurus vachellii
Lineage: Eukaryota; Metazoa; Chordata; Actinopteri; Siluriformes; Bagridae
Product: collagen alpha-1(XXIII) chain-like
Exons: 4
Coding region: 274-663 (129 amino acids)
Source: RefSeq, a predicted model, not a curated record
CACAGAGGCAGUUGCCAGGUGGCUGAAGGACUUGGAGCUUUUAUUCUCCCCUCGUUUCACGGUCCACAACAAACACACACACUCCCACACGCGCGCGCACACGCACACACGCUCUACACGCGCGAGUCAUCAGUGAGCUGCAGAAGUGUGUGAACCGUUCCUCAUCAUCUCAUUCUUCAUCAUCAUCUUCAUCAUAUCCCCAUCCACAGCUUUACUACAGAGAGACACCGCAGCGCUUACAGCAGGUUCUGAUCUCCACCAGCGGUCCUCAGCAUGGAUACACCCCCGGAGGAGAGGAAAGCAUCCCCGGUGCACGGCUCUGUCCCCGCGCGCCGCUGGAACUCUGUCUCUGCCGCCGCCGCCGUGUGUCUCGCGCUGUCGCUCAGCGCUCUGGCCACGUGCUGUCUCAUGGUGAUUAAAACGCACGAGAUGGAGAGUAAAGUGCGCGCGCUGGAGCGCAUGAACGACGGCCCGGUGACCGAAGAGCUGCGGGACUCCGUCCGGAGUCUGGUGCAAGAAACGCUGAGCGAGCUGAUGCCCAAACUACGCACAGCCAGAGACGUGAAUCACGAGUGCGUCUGUCCUCCAGGUCCUCCGGGAAAGCGUGGAAGGAUGGGACGACGAGGAGAUCCUGGACCUCCAGUAAGUACCUCACUCAUCUAAAUCCAAUGUGUUGAUUUUUGUAGUGUCUUGUGUAAGAGGGUAAGUGAGGAAGUGAAAGCACCCACACACACACACACACA